Messenger RNA from Malaya genurostris, 1554 nucleotides. RefSeq names its product ribonuclease Oy (gene RNaseX25). Gene Ontology annotation, biological process: RNA catabolic process. The record is from RefSeq and is a predicted model, not a curated record. Gene Ontology annotation, cellular component: extracellular region. Lineage: Eukaryota; Metazoa; Arthropoda; Insecta; Diptera; Culicidae. The transcript is spliced from 2 exons. Bases 238 to 1218 code for a protein of 326 amino acids. Gene Ontology annotation, molecular function: ribonuclease T2 activity; RNA binding.
UAAUUUUUAUUUUAUAUUUUGAUUCUAUUGGACUCAGUCGCAAAUAUCUUUUCUUCUUGCUGAUAAAACUCAAAUCCAAAACAUCUAGCUGGUAAAAUUCCAAUCCUGUUGGUCACUACGGCACCAUACAUCACAUUUUCUACGAAGAUCAAUUAGCAUAGUGCGUCGAAAAUAAAAUUCAAUCAUCUGCCAAUGCAUAGGUGAAAGUUAUCAACUGAGUGUAAAAUUCUUUCACAAAUGAAAAUGAAGCUGGAACACCUGAUCACCAUUCUGACAACAUUCUACCUGGUCAAUGUAGCAUUGGCUGAAGACUCGUCAGAAGAAAUUUACUCAUCAGAAUCCUCAUCUGAGGAACUGAUGGAGAAUGAAGCAGUUUUGGAAGAAGAUCCGGAUUUCGAUCUGUUAAUAUUUACCCAGCGAUGGCCGAUAACAGCAUGUUACGAAUGGCGGGAGAAGAGUGCAUCCAAUGUUUGCGGUCUUCCGUCGCCGAAGAAUAUUUGGACCAUCCACGGUAUUUGGCCAACCAAGCGAAAUACCAUGGGACCAAGCUUCUGCAACAAAACCGCCAUAUUCAACGUGACCGAGUUGGAUCCGAUCGAGCCCCAGUUGGAACAGUUUUGGAUCAAUGUGGAAAAAAAUAAACCGUACGAUUCACUGUGGCGCCACGAAUGGUUGAAACACGGAACAUGUGCUGCGAUCGUUCUGGAUCAGUUAAGUACCGAGGAUAAAUACUUCGGACAAGGCUUAUCAUGGCUGCAACAGCACUCAAUGGCCGAUGUAUUGAAUGAAGGAGGCAUAACACCUGGCGCAAAUCAUACCGUCAUCGAAAUUCACAACGUUCUCAUGGAUCGCCUUCAAAAGAAUGCUGCCAUCGAAUGCUAUCACGACAAAGAAACCAAGUCUCAAUUCUUAAACGAAAUUCGUAUAUGCUUCAACAAAAACCUUGAACUAGCAGAUUGUGACGGGAUUUUGUUUGAGGAGGUCGCCAUCGGCUAUCCGACUGGCAAGGUCCUAACCAACUGUAAUCUAAACAAACCGAUCGUGUACCCGACGAAUGUACCAAAGUCACGGUUCGACAGGACACAUAUGUCUCCAUACGAUCUGCAUAGGAAGUUUCUUGAAGAAUACAACCGCAAAAAGGCUAAGGAAAGCAGAACAAUGAAACUACUGGUCAAUAUCUACAAACUUAUUCAGUUGCUCAAGUGGACAACCAUUUGAAAUAUUUUUUUAGAAUAACAAAAAAAAUUAGAGAUUUAUUUUUUACUUUAACUCCGCAACUAAACAUCACAGACUUUACAUACAAUUUUACAUAAUUAUUAACAUGAUUUCAAACUGACGAUCUUAGUUAUAACAACAUCCAAUCCAAUAUUGCGCUUCUUUGAGACCAUCUGGUUUAACUUUGUAAAGAAACUAGCAGCUAUUUAUUUUUUCAUGAUCAAGACCCAAAUAUACUCUUGACAGGAAGUGCAAAAUUACGGGGUUGUCAACAUAAAAUUAUUCUGUUUUUAGAAAAUUAAGCUUAUGCUAAUGUUUGUAAAUAGACCGUUUUUUCAA